GACCCGAUCUUUCUGUUCUGUGAAGAGGGGUCAUCACCACCAUCCUGUAUCCAGCUCUGUGUACUCCUGUCUGGGGGUGUGAUCAGUGCACAGACAGCCUCUUCUCUCCAGGGUUCUGUGGAUCCGUGAUUCACCCUCAACCUGAAACACACCCGUCUGUUCAUGUCCGCUUUGGACUCUUGUCACCGUUUAUCUUUUAAAAGCGAUAACUCAUCAGUGUGUUAAAGUGUUACGGGAUGAAAUCGUUAUCUCUGCAGCCUCCGUUGAACCGUGAUCAAAGUACGACAAUGCAGGGUACUAGUGCUCUCCGAACAGUCGCUCUUGUUCUCUAUAAUCACCUUUUUUUUGUGGGGGUGAAAACUACAGAAACGGUUUCAGGGAUGAAGCUGGUGAAAACUCAAAGGACAGAAUUCCUGGAGAAUAUCAGUGUUCUGCAGUGGAUCUGGAGCUUCCUCCUGUUAGGUCCGGUUUGUAUUGGAUUGAUGGUGUACCUUUUGUUGACCAGUCUGUGGCCGCUGCCUGUUCUCUACCUCCUCUGGCAGGUGACGGACUGGCACACACCUGAAAGAGGAGGCAGGAGAAGUUCUUUUGUGAGAAACUGGAAAGUGUGGAAUCGCGUUAGGGACUACUUCCCCAUGAAGUUAGUGAAGACGGCGGAGUUGAACCCGAACGAGAACUACAUCUUAGGGUGUCAUCCUCAUGGGGUGUUGAGUAUCGGAGCCUUUGCCUCGUUUAGCACCGAGGCCUGUGGAUUUAUGGACCUCUUUCCUGGGGUGCGCUCCUGCCUCUGCAUCCUGGGGGGCCUCUUCAAGAUCCCCCUCUACAGGGAAUAUGCCAUGGCCACAGGUUGUUGUCCAGUCAGCAAGCCUAGUCUAAAGCACCUUCUGUCUAAUAGUGGACAAGGCAAUGCGGUGGUGAUUGUGAUAGGGGGCGCUGCUGAGUCACUGUUGAGCCUGCCUGGGGUCAACACUGUGGUUAUGAAGCAGAGGAAAGGCUUUGUCCGGGUGGCCCUGGAGUUUGGGGCUAACCUGGUGCCCGUCUACUCGUAUGGGGAGAACAAUAUUUUCCGCCAGGUGAUCUUCUCAGAGGGGAGUGUGGGCUGGAGGUUACAGCAACUCUUUAAGAAGAUCAUGAGCUUUUCCCCAUGUCUGUUUGUAGGUGAACGCUGGUUCUGGAUGCCUUACCACUGUCCGGUCACCACUGUCGUGGGUAGUCCUAUCCCAGUACCAAAGAGGCCUUUUCCCACUCAGGAGGAGGUGGACCACUAUCAUGGCCUCUAUAUGGAAUCCCUGGUCAAGCUCUUCAAUGAACACAAGGCCAGCUGUGGACUCUCAGACAGCCACGAGCUGCAGAUCGUAUAGACCAGUCGUUUAGACGAGGACAAUGUGAAUGACACCGUAGCCUAUUGAUCUCCACACUGAGACUACUUGAAUAAACACAUUACCACUGGACGAUCUGAUCCAGAGAUGUCAACAAUCAUUGAUCCUUGGAUUUUACCCAGGCUCCCUGGCUACUAGCGUUUUACUGAAAACUAGAAUGUCACGUCAUUUGGUCAGAUGCUGUUUACGUAGUCUGUCCACGAGAUAUUACUUUAAGAAUGACUACAUCGGAAUAGUGCAUGUGCUUAAUAUGUAUCAAUACUUUAACCAUCAUUUAACCAUUAUUAAACAGGUUCAAAUUCA
Molecule: messenger RNA, 1682 nt
Organism: Oncorhynchus gorbuscha (pink salmon)
Lineage: Eukaryota; Metazoa; Chordata; Actinopteri; Salmoniformes; Salmonidae
Product: 2-acylglycerol O-acyltransferase 3-like
Exons: 1
Coding region: 237-1361 (374 amino acids)
Biological process (GO): triglyceride biosynthetic process
Cellular component (GO): endoplasmic reticulum membrane
Molecular function (GO): diacylglycerol O-acyltransferase activity
Source: RefSeq, a predicted model, not a curated record